AUGCGGCCAACUUCAAAAAGAAAUAAGGAUGCCUUAGGUCUUAAAUCAGGCGGGAUUCGCUUUCAGCGAGACAAGGGGCAACAUAUUCUUAAAAAUCCCUUAGUUAUUCAAUGUAUCGUUGAAAAAGCUGGAAUAAAACCAAUUGACACUGUUCUUGAAAUUGGUUCCGGCACCGGAAACUUAACUAUGAAACUACUGGAAAAGGCGAAAAAAGUUUGUGCAUUUGAACUGGAUCCAAGGAUGGUGGCCGAGUUACAAAAGCGAGUUCAAUAUACUCCCUACCGUAGUAAACUUGAAAUUACAGUCGGAGAUGUCAUCAAGGCAACAAAUUGGCCUAAAUUUGAUCUUUGCGUUGCAAACCUGCCAUAUCAGAUUUCUUCCCCAUUUAUUGGUCGUCUUGUCACCAUACAACACCAUUUUCGCGCCGUCGUCGUAAUGCUACAGAAGGAAUUUGCUGAUCGUUUACUUGCCCAGCCUGGUUCCAAGGUUUACUGCAGACUCUCGGCCAACGCCCAGUUUCACUUCAAGAUAGCUCAACUCUUAAAGGUUAGUCGAAACAGUUUCAAGCCGCCACCACGUGUCGACUCCGCUGUUCUGAGGAUAGAGCCCCGCCACCCCAAGCCUCCUGUUUCAUUUUCGGAAUGGGAUGGUUUCUUGCGUCUGGUGUUUCAUCGGAAGAACAAGACAGUCGCCUCCAACCUUAAGGCGGAUGCCACUAUCGCCCUUCUCCGCAAGAACUACUUAACCCUCCUAGAGACCCGAAAGGAGGGAGAAGACAAACCAGCACCUGAUCCCCCUGAAAUUUCAGAAGCAGGAGCGGUCGGUCUCGAGGCGAUGGCAUUGAAAGUGCGACACAUCCUUCAGAGUUCCGGGUUCGAGUCGUCUCGGGCAAGGACCAUGGACGAGGAUGACCUUCUACGGCUGCUACUGGCUUUUCGAAAAGAGGGAAUCCCUUUUGCUUGA
This is a messenger RNA of Mesocestoides corti, 963 nucleotides long. NCBI's taxonomy places the organism in Eukaryota, Metazoa, Platyhelminthes, Cestoda, Cyclophyllidea, Mesocestoididae. The record is from the annotation of a GenBank genome assembly.